AUGGCUGUACAGACACCAAAACAAAGAAUAGCAAAUGAAAAAUUCAAUAAGAAUAUAGAAAAGCAUAGAAAGUAUGGUAAGAAGAAGCCAACAAAGAAAGACCAAGAUCGAAAAUUAGGUAUUUCAAAGACUUGGAUAAUGGUCAUUCUAUUCUUAUUAUUAGGUGGUGGUCUCUUAGAAUUAUUAUCUUUCUUCCUAUGA
Molecule: messenger RNA, 201 nt
Organism: Kazachstania africana CBS 2517
Lineage: Eukaryota; Fungi; Ascomycota; Saccharomycetes; Saccharomycetales; Saccharomycetaceae
Gene: YSY6
Product: Ysy6p
Exons: 1
Coding region: 1-201 (66 amino acids)
Cellular component (GO): endoplasmic reticulum
Source: RefSeq, a predicted model, not a curated record